Molecule: messenger RNA, 408 nt
Organism: Callorhinus ursinus (northern fur seal)
Lineage: Eukaryota; Metazoa; Chordata; Mammalia; Carnivora; Otariidae
Product: olfactory receptor 7A17-like
Biological process (GO): G protein-coupled receptor signaling pathway
Cellular component (GO): membrane
Molecular function (GO): olfactory receptor activity; G protein-coupled receptor activity
Source: RefSeq, a predicted model, not a curated record
AUGUACUUUUUCCUCGCCACCCUGUCCUUUGCAGACAUCUGCUUCACCUCCACCACCAUCCCCAAGAUGCUGUGGAACAUCCAGACUCAGAGCCAAGUCAUCACCUAUGCUGGCUGCCUCACACAGAUGUACUUUUUCAUACUCUUUGGUGGUUGGGACGACUUUCUCCUGACUGUGAUGGCCUAUGACCGCUUCGUGGCCAUCUGUCACCCCCUGCACUACAUGGUCACCAUGAACCCUCGGCUCUGUGGACUGCUGGUUCUGGUGUCCUGGGUCAUCAGUGUUCUCAAUUCCUUGUUACAGAGUUUAACGUUGUUGCGGCUGUCCUUCCGUGCAAAUGUGGAAAUCCCCCAUUUUUUCUGUGAAUUCAAUCAAGUAGUUGGGCAGGCCUGUUCCGACACCUUCCUU